Messenger RNA from Monoraphidium neglectum, 2559 nucleotides. RefSeq lists its product as hypothetical. The record is from RefSeq and is a predicted model, not a curated record. The coding region runs from base 1 to 2559 and encodes 852 amino acids. NCBI's taxonomy places the organism in Eukaryota, Viridiplantae, Chlorophyta, Chlorophyceae, Sphaeropleales, Selenastraceae. The transcript has 3 exons.
AUGUCCAGCAUCGAUGGAACAGACCAGCAGGGAGACUAUAUAGAACACCCCCUACAGGAUUCAGCAUCGCCCGGACCCAGCCAGCGGGCCGAGCCCGAGCCCGUCAUCGCGGGCGCGGACGCAGUGACCGCGAGCGCGCUCGCCGACGACGCGCCCGACGCCACCUCUGCGCUCCGCGAGUUCCUGAGCCUGCUCCAGGGCGCCGACGACGCCGACACCGUCGACCGCGGCCUGCUGCUCCUGCUGCUGGCCUUCACAGACCGCUGGCAGCAGGGCGCCGCGCCGCGUGGCACGCCGCAAGACGUGAUCGCCGCCCUGCCGCGCGUCCGCGCCGCCGCCGCGGCCGGGCACGACGCAGGCAAGCCGCCCGACGCAGCGGCAAGCGCACCAUCGGGCGCGGGGCCGCACGCAGAAGACGCGCAGCCGGCAGAGGGCGCGGCGGACGCGCAGGCGCGCCCCCCGGUCGGCGGCCCCGCGGAAGGCAGCUGCCCCUGCUGUUUUGAGGAGCCCGAGGUUGUCGUCCGCUUCCCCUGCGGCCACUGCGCCUGCGAGCCCUGCACCCUGCGGUGGCUGGCCGGCCACGACACAUGCGUGAUGUGCCGCGCGCCAGUUAGCAGCGGCGGCCCCAGCAGCAGCGACCGUGGCGGAAGCGGCGGCGGCGGCGGCGACGGCGGCGUCGCCGCGGCGGCAGGGCGCGCGGCGCGGGACGCGCUGGCACUCGGCGACGCGCCCGAAAGCAUCGAGGCGCUCGCGCGGCGCCUGCUCGGCCCGCGGCCGGCCCCAGCCCUUGGGUCGAGCCUUGCAGCAGCGGCGGUUGGGGAGACGGCGGCCGCGGCAGCGGCAGGUGGCUUCGGCGCAGUCAGUGGCGGCGGCGGCGGUGGCGGCGCUCUGAGGCGCGAGGUGUCAGCAGCGGAGUCGCUCCAGGCUGAGGCGGCCGGGCGGCGGCUGAGGGCGAUGCGCGAGUCGCUGCAGCGCAUGCAGUCCGCCCUGUCGCAGCACGCGGUCCAGCAGCGGCAGCUGGAGGGGCAGAUCGAGCAGCUGCACGACCAGCGGCUGCGAUUGCAGCGGGAAUACGGGUCCCUGAGGGUCCAUGGUGACAGGAUUGCCGCGCAACUCAGGAGCCUGGCGGAGCGUGCUGCGGCGCCGGAGGCGGGGCCGGGGGCGCCAAGUGAGGCGGGUGCGCGGGAACGGGACGGGGGGAAUAGGCAGCAGGAGCAGCAGCAACAGCAGCAACAGCAGCAGCGGGAGCAGCGGGAGCAGCAGCAGCAGCAGCAGCAGCAGGAGCAGCAGGAGGAGGACGGCAGGGGCGCGGCGGCGGGAGCGCAAAGCCAUGGCGAGGCGCGUGGUGAGGGCGGCCACGGCAGCGGCCUGCCCCGGAGCGGCAGUGGCGAUGGCGCUGCGCCGCCAGGGCGGCCGGGCGGCACAGUGCUGACGCCGCUGCGGCUGGCCCGCGGCGGCUCCGCGCCGCUCGGCGCCGCAGCGGCCGCAGGCGCCGCCGCGCUUUGCGCCGUGAGCGGCCAGCGGCCGCCCACGCCGGACCGGCGGCCCGGGUCGCGCGGCGCCGUUCCGCCGCAGCACCCGUUCGCCGACGCGGGGGCGGCGGCGCUAUCCCCGUUUCGCAGCCGCGCCGGGAGCUGGGACGGGCAGGCGGCGGCGCCGGGCAGCAGCCCGCUCGCGCUGGGCUCGCUGUCUGCGGCGCUGGGCGGCGGCAGCGCCGGCGGCAGCCCCGUCCGCACGCCCCUGCGGCGAGCGUCCUUCUCCCCUCGCUACCCCUACGCGAGCGCCCGCCGCAGCCUGGACGGACAGACCAGCGGCAGCGGCGGCGCGACGCCGCAGGCGGGCAGCCCUGUUGCAUCCCCGCUGCCGCCGCUGGCGUUUGCAGCGGUGUGGCCGAUGCUGCCGCCGGCGGCGCCACAGCACGUGCCGUUGCAGCAGCAGCAGCAGCAGCAGCAGCAGCAGCAGCAGCAGCAGCAGCAGUCCCCAGCGGGGACAAGCGCUGCCGCGGCGAGCGCCACACCUUCGGAGCCCCCACUCCCCGCCAGACUGCCAAUGGGCUCAGUCCCGCGCCCGUAUCACUGGGAACGCGAGCGGUCGCCGGCCGCAGACGAGCCCGCCGCGCCGGCGGCAGCUGCGGCAGGUGGGGACUCGCGGGGCUUGCAAGGGGCCGCAGGCCAAGGAGACGAUGCGCGACCAUCACAGCAGCAACAGCAGCAGCAGCAGCAGCAGCAGCAGCAGGAGCCCGGCCUGCCCCAUCCGCCGCCCGAGCGGCGCUUCGCGGGCCUCGACGCGCUGCGGCGCCACAACGCGCUGCUGGGGCGCGAGACGGAGCUCCUAGAGGCGGAGGCGCGCCUCAGCCGCGCGGAGGCGAGCCUGCUGCGCGCCCAGGAGGCGGUGCUGCAGCGGCAGGCGCAGCUGCUGCGUCACCAGGUGGCGCAGCUGACGGCGGGCAGGGCGGCUAACGGGGAGGAUGGGGCGGCUGGGGGCCCCGCGGCUGGCGGCCAGGAGCGGUCCGAGGAGCAGCAGCGGCCACAGCAGCAUGAGCAGCAGCAGCAGCAGUAG